Molecule: messenger RNA, 2852 nt
Organism: Bufo bufo (common toad)
Lineage: Eukaryota; Metazoa; Chordata; Amphibia; Anura; Bufonidae
Product: oocyte zinc finger protein XlCOF6-like
Exons: 11
Coding region: 207-2615 (802 amino acids)
Biological process (GO): regulation of transcription by RNA polymerase II
Molecular function (GO): RNA polymerase II cis-regulatory region sequence-specific DNA binding; DNA-binding transcription factor activity
Source: RefSeq, a predicted model, not a curated record
GCUCCUGAUUAAAUAGGAUUGUGAUCCUCUUGGGUUGCAGUACUGAUAGGAUCUGUAUGGCGAGUUUACAGUAUAUGAGCCCCAAAUGAGGACAAUGUAAACCAGGAUGGAGCUCUUUCUGCUCUACAAUAUUAUCUCUUCAUGUUCCUGCAGAACAGGAUCUUCUGUGCUGAGCUUUCCUCGUAUGCAGUCUCCAUCAUCUGACCAUGGGCAUUAAUAAGGUGGCAGAGAGGAUAUUAAACCUCACCCAGGAGAUCCUGAACCUGCUGACCAGAGAGGAUUACACUUUAGUGAAGAAGACAUCUGAUAAGUGUAUAACUGGCAGCAUCCAUACUCAUGUGGAGAUUUUGCCUAAAUCACUACUACAUGAGAGUAGCAAUGAGCAGAAGAUCCUAGACCUCACCAACAAGAUUAUUGAGCUACUGACUGGAGAGGUUCCUUUAAGAUGUCAAGAUGUCUCUGUCUAUUUCUCCAUGGAUGAGUGGGAGUAUUUAGAAGAACACAACAAUCUUUACAAGAACAUCAUGAUGGAGAAUCACCAGACCCUCACAUCACCGGAUGUAUCCAGUAAAAGAAAUCCAGUAGAGAGAUGUCCCAGUCCUCUGUAUUCCCAGGAUUCUCCAAAGGAAAACCAUAAUGUCCAACAGGACCCUCAGAGGUCUUCUUGGAGUAAUCCAUUCUCACUGAAACCAGAGCAAUUCCUUAUUAAGGAAAGACAUGCUGAUCACAUGAUGGAGAAGAUAUUAAACCUUGCUCUGGAGAUCUUCCACCAACUUUCUGAAGAAGAUUACAUUGCAGUGAAGAAGACACCUGGACAAUCCGUGACUCCCAGCAGCCAGACCCGUGCAUCAGGAGUAAGGAGCAGGCUCCAGAGCGCUAUUAUGGAGUAUCCACCUCACUUUCUGCAGGAGAUCCUAGAACUCACCAAGAAGAUCACUGAGCUUCUGACUGGAGAGGUUCCUAUAAGGUGUCAGGACGUUAGCAUCUAUUUCUCCAUUGAGGAGUGGGAGUAUUUAGAAGGACACAAGGAUCUAUAUGAGAACAUUAUGAUGUUGAAACAGCAGCUCCUCACAUCACCGGAUGGAUCCAAGAAGAGGAAUUCACCUGAAAAAUGUCCUAGUCCUCUGUAUUCCCUGGAUUGUUCAGAAGAAGAUUCCAGUUCCUCACAGAACCAGUAUGAAGACCUGAUUAUUAUCAAAGUUGAAGAUAUCGAAGAUGACAAAUUAAUGGCUGUGGGGGAUGGUCAACAGUAUGAGAGCGAGAAAUAUUCUGACACUGUCAGCCUAGGUCUACAAAGCAACAAGACUAUUUUAGUGAAUGCAAACUGUAUUGACCAUCAGAGUAUGCACACAGAAGAACACUUCCAAUGUUCUGAUUGUGGGAUGUGUUUGGAGGAUAAGGCCAGUUUUGAAGAACAUGAGAAAAUUCAUGCAAGCAAGAAAAGAUUUUCCUGCUCAGAGUGUGGCAAAUGGUUUCCGUACAGAUCGAACCUUGUGGAACAUGAGAGAAUUCACACAGGAGAGAAACCGUUUCCUUGCCCUGUGUGUGGGAAGUGCUUUGCUCACAAGCGCCACCUUGUGACGCAUCUAAGACUGCACACUGGUGAGAAGCCAUUUCCUUGUACUGCAUGUGGAAAAUCCUUCACAAACAAACAUCACCUUGUAAGACACGAGCGGAAUCACACAGGGGAGAAGCCGUUCUCUUGUUCAGAGUGCGGAAAAUGUUAUGCAGAGAAGUCUAGUCUAGGUAUACAUCAAAGGAUUCACACAGGGGUCAAUCUGUUCUCUUGUUCUGAAUGCGGGAAACAGUUUGUGAUGAGGGCCAGCCUUAUUGAGCAUAUGAGAAGUCACACGAAAGAGAAGCCAUUUUCUUGCUCUGAGUGCGGAAAAGCGUUUUCACACAAAUCAAAACUGGUUCAACACGAGAGGGUUCACACAGGAGAGAGACCAUAUGCCUGCUCCGAGUGCGGAAAGUGCUUUGCGCGCAAAACCCAUCUUGUAUUACAUCAGAGAAUUCACACAGGGGAAAAACCAUUUUCUUGUUCUGAGUGUGGAAGAUGCUUUACCAACUCAUCGGCUCUUGUACAGCACCAGAGAAUUCACACUGGAGAGAAGCCGUUCUCAUGCCUCUUCUGUGGAAAACCAUUUGCAACCAAAUCAGAGGUUACGCGGCAUGAAAGAACUCACACUGGGGAAAAACCUUUUUUGUGUAAUGAGUGUGGGAAAUGUUUUGCCAGCAAGUCUCUUCUUGUUAUACAUCAGAGAAUUCAUACUGGGGAGAAACCCUAUUCUUGUUCUGUGUGUGGGAAACUGUUUAGGGAGAACUCUGGUCUUAUUAAACAUCGCAAAAUUCACCAUGGGGAAGCACCAUUUUCCUGUUCUGAAUGCAGGAAAAGUUUUGAAGACAAAUCAGAUUUUAGAACGCAUCUCAGAACCCAUCUGGUUGAGAAGCCGUUCCCAUGUUUAAUUUGUGGAAAAAGUUUCACAUGGAAACCAGAGCUUACUGCUCAUCAGAAAUUUCACACCGGUGAAAAUCAGUUUUCUUGUUCCGAAUGUGGAAAAUGUUACGCACAGAAACGGAAUCUUCGACGACAUGAGAAGAACCAUAAGCCUUAAUAGGAAAUCUUUUUACAUUUUUACAACAAAAUGUUUUGAUCAUGCCAAAAGUAGUUAUCCUCGACCUAAAUAAAGACUCGCCUGUCACGAGCGCUCUGGAUCCACUGCUGAGCACUCAACUCCAUCGCUUCCAGUUCGGAGCUGAACCUGAAGUAUGACUUUGUGCACUUAAAUUGUAACUGUAACUACAUUUUAACAUAUGUUAUUGCUGCUGCAACAUUAUGCAUAAAGCAAUCU